Messenger RNA from Hippocampus comes (tiger tail seahorse), 3229 nucleotides. RefSeq names its product zinc finger CCCH-type containing 3 (gene zc3h3). Gene Ontology annotation, cellular component: nucleus. Lineage: Eukaryota; Metazoa; Chordata; Actinopteri; Syngnathiformes; Syngnathidae. The record is from RefSeq and is a predicted model, not a curated record. Bases 628 to 3162 code for a protein of 844 amino acids. The transcript is spliced from 11 exons. Gene Ontology annotation, molecular function: metal ion binding.
UUCCAAGACGAUCAACACUGUUACUCCACGCAAUUCUGCAGACGCAGAGACGAUCGCGAAGGGGCACGCUUUACACCACAUCACAAAACGCAACAUUAUUUCAAAGAAAGUGCUGUACUUUAGAAACAUAAGAUUCUCGACCCCAAGAGCAUGAGUAAGUACUAAGUAAAAAACAACAACACUCAAUUACUUAGAGCACGAACAUCAAAUAGACAAAAACGAUGUAGAACCUAAAAUAUUUUCCAACAAAUUUCACUUUAACUAAAACUGUUACACGUGGAAUAUUCUAAAAACAACAUCUAUGAAACAAAAAUUAAAUAAUUCAAAUAAUUGUUCACACACGCGAACUCUAACCCCAAAGGGGAGACAGCACAACUUUUCUUUUUCGAAGUGAGUUAGAACCAAAAAUUCUAAAACGACGUAUUCCUUCCACGGUGAUUGACAUUAAUUAUUAGUUUUUGUAAGCUACUGAAUUUGAAAACCAUUCGCCAAUAGAAACAAUCAAACUAAUGUGUUUUACUUUCAAAAAGAAAAAAUCAACCUCCGAAACAGAAGGAGGCGCUGAUUCAUGAAUAAUGUAGUUGGCAAGCACCGGAAUUACAGGAAGAAGAAACAAGCGAGCUAAACAUGGAGCAGCGUGAAUCGUUGAAACGGCAAAUUGAUCUUCUUCAAAGUCUCAUCGAUCAGCAUAAGAGUGUCCAUGGCAACGCGCCAAGGCUUCCGGAGGUGGCAACAACAUCCAGAGGGACGGGCCACGGUGCCUCUGCAAUGAACCCGCCGAGCUCAUACGCUGGUCCGAGCCACGCUAGCUGGAGGAAGACUUACUCUCUCAAAAACAAGAACCCCGCAUCCACCGGCUCUAGCGCAGAACGCCAUUCAGACAGUCAGGUUUCAUCUCAGCGUGCACCGCGACCCGGCAUCCCCGGUGAAAAAAGUGGCACAUCCGAGCCUUCCGCUGCAUCGUCAAAGAUUGCGCCACACGAGGAAAAGGGACGAAGAGAAACUCUUACCACAGGGAUUCCAACUGUACAAAGACGGCCAAGGCAUCAACGGCUGGUUGAGGGUUCUUCCGAAAGGCACCCUUCAGCCAAAGCCAGCACCCUGACCGCCGGUUCUGUCAUUCCCCAGUUGCAGAAUCCGCCCUUUGUCAAAAGUCAGACCGACAGCACUGACGCCCGACAGCCGGACUCCAAACAAACGAUUGCCCAAGGCACCGGCUCAUCACCGCACGCUUCACCUUCUAAGCCGCUAAAGCAAACGUUCAAAAACCUUCCUUUGUCUCAGUCGAGCCAGGCCGCAGGCAGGCAACCUCAAUCCAAGUUCACUUGGGUUAGGAGUCAGAGUUGUCAAACCGGACCGAGUAGCUCCGUGGCUUCUCAAGCAAACCAAGACGUGAAAGUCAACUCGCCGCUUGGUGCGAAAGCUUCGGCUUCAAGCGCAAGCUCCCUCUCGUCCCCGGUCAGCAAGAGAGCCCCCGGCAAAAAGUCACGCAAACUGAGUCCACUCAUCACAGGCCCCAGGGCGUCCAAGUACAAAUGGGUUUCCUCCUCCGCUCGGGUCCAGGCGAAGAAUUUAAGAAAGUCGUCAUCGCCCAAAGCUCUGACCGGCGAGCAGAAAGCUGCGGAAAAGGGCGAAGCUCUGAAGAAACUCCAAUCGGGCUCCUUUACCGGGACAAAGGUUAAACGGGGAUUUGCAACGUCUUCCGCAAGUUCGUCAUCCAGUCGCUACCACUGGAAGGCCGGUGCUCCCGGGCCGCCCCUAGCUGUGGCGAGACGGGAAGCGGUGGCCCUCCGGAGAUCUUCCUUUGUUUGGGCAUCGGAAAAAAACAACCGAGGAGCAAAAAAGGGGCUCGCUUACUCCGGCCUACCACAGGGAUACUCGGUCCAGUCUUCACCCAACUCGUUCAAGCUUCGCAGCAGGAUGAAAAUCAUCAGGAGGUCGGCCACCAGUCCGAAUGGAAACGGCUCAAUGAAGGGAGGCCUCUUAUUGGCUGCGAAGCACUCGACACGGGGCCACGUGCACAACCUCGCGAGGAGGACGCCCGCCAGGGAACUCGUGUCCUUUGGGAGACACAAGUUGAGGCGACUCUCUCCGACUUCAUCAAGAACAAGUCCGGCCUUUUCCUUCCAUCGCGCUCCUGCCUCGCCGAGGAUUUGCCGAUGGCAAUACAAGCUGAUGAGCGCCGCGGGCCCCCCUGCUGCAUACGUUCUUCCCUGCCGCCAUGCCCUCUCCUGGAGAGCCAAGAAAAUCCAGUCAGCGAGAAGUUUCCUCCAGAGCCGUCAGAGAUCGUCUCUCAACCGAUACCCGACGCCCGCUCGCCACCGCGAAGAAUCGGCCAUGUGUUGGAUCCGGGGGCAUCUCUACCAAGUCUCGGCCAAUCGCUUGUCCCGAACCGUCUGCCGCCACACCUCGAUCAACCGAACAGGAAGAAGCUUUUCCCAAGUCUCUUCUGUCACUUGUGCCAGCAAUCACCCUUCCAGCCCUCGUCAUUUUGCCAGCCGUGCGGUCCAGCGCAGCCUCGCCAUCAUCAGGCAAGCUCGCCAAAGGAAGCAGAGGCAGUACUGCAUGUACUACAACCGUUUUGGCAAGUGCAAUCGCGGCGGCGGAUGUCCCUACAUUCACGACCCAGACAAAGUUGCCGUUUGCACAAGAUUUCUUCGCGGAACAUGCAAACAAGCAGACGGGGCUUGUCCGUUUUCCCAUCGGGUCGCCAAGGAGAAGAUGCCGGUUUGCUCCUACUUCCUGAAGGGAAUCUGCAACAACAGCAACUGUCCUUACAGUCACGUCUACGUUUCCCAUAAAGCAAAAGUUUGUGAAGACUUUGUCAAAGGCUACUGCCCCGAAGGAGAAAAGUGUAAGAAGAAACACACUCUGGUGUGUCCGGACUUCUCCAAGACGGGUUCCUGCCCUCACGGAGCUCGCUGCAAGUUGCAGCACCGCCAGCGUGCCAAACGGAGCGCGAGCGCCCCCAACCCUCAACCCCCCGAGAGGCCGCGCCUGUCGGCGGUCCUCGCGCGAGGCUCUCGGGACGCGCCGGACACGCCCGCCGCGAGCUCUCUGGCGCUGCCGUCCUUCAUCUCCCUCUCCAGCUCUCCGGAAGAGGCGGAUGUGCCGGAACCACCGCUAGCCAAGAAUGCACCAAACAAAGGUACCCGUCCGUAAAGAAAGUGCUACAAGUAUCAAACGUGACGCAAACAUUUUCCACCUCGUUUCGAUGUUUCCCCACCCC